UCGCGCACGCAGGCGGAGGGAAGACGCACUGGAUUAAACCUGCGCUCGUUUCUGUGAAGAAGGGGAUGCUGUGAAGCCUCGUUUACCCUUUUUUGGGGGGCUGUUUUGAAGGAGCUGGUCAUUUUGGUGCUUCUUUUGGCGGGGAAGCGCGUCCCCCCCCCCACCCCCCAACUCACCCCACCAAACCACUUCAGAGUGCCGGGAGAGGAGUGAGUUUGGGGUGAGAGAGUUUUUUUUCUCCUCUGAAACUGCUCGCCGUCGACGGCGGUUCGCUCGUGUCCGUCUAGCUGGCUUUCAGCACCGGCUCGGUUUCGUGGCGAUGGCGAGGAUGAACCAAGCGGCCACUUACGGAUUUGUCCACCUGAGGGAGGAUUUUAGGCUUCCUUGAUGCCCGAAGCGGGGCUCUAAAGGGCUGCGCCGGUUCCUAUCCGCGUCUGGAAGCGUCCAAAACAAGACAAUCUCGGACACAGCGCUGGCCAGGGGGUGGAAGACGUAAGUGGUCGAGCGAGACUGAGGUGUUACCUCCCCAGGGCAUCAUGGCUUUCUCUGUGGGAUUGUUUCUGCUCUGGGCCCUGCUGGUGGACUCAAUCAACGGGGCUCUGGGUGGCAUCCUUUACCGCAUGCGAGAGGAGCAGCCGCCAAGCACGCUGAUAGGCAGCCUGGCAGCUGACCAGGGCUUACCAGACACUGGACACCUGUACAAGCUGGAGGUGGGCGCCCCUUACCUGCGGGUGGAUGGAAAAACAGGGGAGAUUUUCACCACGGAGAUCCCCAUAGACAGAGAGACGCUGAAGGAUUGCCGGAUCAAGGGGAAGCCAUGCUUUCUGGAGUUUGAAGUGUCUGUCACAGACCUCAUCCAGAAUCAGAGCCCCCGGCUGAUUGAGGGACGGAUCGAAGUGCUGGACAUCAAUGAUAACACCCCACAGUUUCCCUCACCUGUCCUUACUCUCUCGGUGCAGGAGAAUGCUCACAUGGGGGCCACCUUCUCCAUCCCCCAGGCCACCGACAAAGACACAGAACGCAAUGGAGUAGUUAAGUAUGACCUGAACGCUGGACCUGAGGCCAGUGCACUCUUUGGCCUGCAAAUGGCAAACGACAGGGGUGAGAAAUUGCCUCAGCUCAUUGUGCUGGGAAACUUGGACAGGGAACUGAAAGACUCUUACGACCUAACCAUCAAAGCUGUGGAUGGGGGAACCCCGCCUCGUUAUAGCAGUGCCUUGCUGAGAGUCGUCAUCACGGAUGCCAAUGACAAUGCCCCCCAGUUCGAGAAAUCCUCCUACGAAGCAGAAGUUUCGGAAAACAGUCCUGUUGGACACUCAGUAUUGCAGGUCAAGGCCAACGACUCUGAUCUUGGUGCAAAUGGUGAGAUAGAAUACACUAUACAUCAGGCCAGUGACCCAGUGCCAAAGCUGCUACAGAUUGACCAUUCAACUGGCAUCAUAUCUGUCAGAGGUCCAUUGGAUCGUGAGGAGAUCAGCAGCCUGAAAUUUCAUGUCAUUGCCCGGGACAAAGGUCCGUCUCCCAAAAGCUCCACAGCAUAUGUUUCCAUUGAGGUGACUGACCAGAAUGACAAUGCACCAGCUGUGGAGAUCCGUGGUAUUGGUCUUAGGACCCAUAGUGAUGGGGUAGCAAAUAUAUCAGAGGACAUGCCAGUGGGCACAGCGGUGGCACUCGUGCAAGUUUCAGAUAAGGAUGAGGGAGAGAAUGCCAUGGUGACUUGUGUGGUGGCAGGUGAUGUUCCCUUUCAGCUCCGGCCAGCUGGCGAUUCAUCUAUCGAUAACAAGAAGAAGUACUUCCUGCAGACUACCACGCCUCUGGACUACGAGCGGGUCAGGGACUACCGGGUGGAGAUUGUGGCUGUCGACUCAGGCAACCCAGCUCUGUCCAGCACCAAUUCCCUGAAAGUACAGGUGACUGACACUAAUGACAAUUCUCCCAUAUUCUCACCACCCUUGUUCGAAGUAGAGUUUGCUGAAGAGAACCAACCAGGAGAGAAGGUUCUUGAUGUUGUUGCACAGGAUGCAGACAGCGGCACCAAUGCAGAGCUUGUCUACAGCAUCAUUGCAGACUCCUCAACAAGGGGCCUCUUUGAGAUUGACCCCAACUCAGGGGAAGUACGAGCAAGGAGCCCACUUGACCGUGAGCACAAGGAACGCUAUGAGUUCCGUGUUACUGCGGCCGACAAGGGUGUUCCCAGCCACAGAGGAACGGCCACAGUUGUGAUUAAAGUUCUGGAUAGGAAUGACAAUGAUCCCAAGUUUAUGCUGAGUAGUUACAGCUUCUCUGUCCAGGAGAAUAUGCCACCACUUAGCCCGGUUGGCAUGGUGACUGUUUUAGAUAUGGAUAAGGGUGAAAAUGCCCAAGUACAGCUCUCCGUGGAACCUGAUGUUGGAAAAUUUGUAGUCCAGAAUGGCACAGGGACCAUCCUUUCCAGCAUCUCUUUUGACCGUGAGAAAGAAAGCAGCUACACCUUUCGACUCAAAGCAGUGGAUGGAGGGGAACCUCCCAGGUCAUCUUAUGUUGGUGUGACCAUCAAUGUUCUUGAUGAGAAUGACAACGCUCCUGUAGUAACCAAACCUUCAAAUUCAUCUUUCAGACGUUUGUCUCCUUUGGCUGCACCUGACAGUGUUGUUGAAGUAGUGGAGGCAGAAGACAUAGACUCUGGCUCCAAUGCUGAACUAGUCUAUAGCAUUACUGGUGGAAAUCCCCAUGACCUCUUCGACAUCUCUGCCUCUGAUGGGGAGAUCAAACUAUCCAAGGAACUGACUCGGAAACAUGGAGGCCUGCAUCGCUUGGUGGUGAAAGUGAGCGAUAGGGGUAAGCCUUCACGCCACGCCAUUGCCCUGGUUCACAUUUAUGUCAAUGAGACCAUUGCAAAUGUCAGCCUCGUGGAGGCUCUAGUGGGACAUAGUUUAUACACACCCCUGGAUACGGACAUUGCAGGAGACCCAGACUAUGGUUUAGCUGCCCAGAGAAGCAACAUUGUGUAUGGCAGUUUGGCCGGUGUGGCAGGAGUUGUCACUGUAAUCAUAGUGGUAGUCUUCAUCAGGCAUCGUCUCCAGCGAGAGACCAAGAGUGGCUACCAAGCUGGCAAGAAGGAGACCAAGGACCUAUAUGCCCCCAAGCAAGGGCCAAAGAGCAUCAAGGGCAAAAAAGGGAGAAAGGGCAAGCCUCCAAAGUCACCCAAACCUCUUGGAGAAGAAGAGGAAGUUAGCCUCCAGAAGAGUUUGAAAUUUAACAUUGAUGGGGUCAAUGACAGCCCUAGGAUCCACCUACCCUUGACCUACCCGCCUGGCAGCCCCGACUUGGGCAGACAUUACCGUUCCAAUUCACCCCUGCCCUCCAUUCAGCUCCAGGCCCAGUCUCCAUCUGCCUCCCAGAAGCACCAGGCUGUCCAGGAGCUCCCUGCUACCAACACCUUUGUGGGAACAGGAGGAGACGACAACUCUACCGGCUCGGACCAGUACUCGGAUUACAGUUACAAGACCAAUCAGCCGAAAUACAGCACAAAAUCGCUGCCGCAUCGCAGAGUGACGUUCUCCACCACCAAUCCCGUGCAGGACCUGCAGGACUCAUCCCAGCAAAGCUAUUACGACAGCGGCCUGGAGGAGUCCGAGACCCCUAGCAGCAAGAGCUCGUCAGGCCCUCGCAUCGGACCGCUGGCCCUGCCCGAGGACCACUAUGAGCGGACCACGCCAGACGGCAGCAUUGGAGAGAUGGAACACCCGGAAAAUGAUAUCCGCUCCCUACCCGAUGUCGCCAUGACGGGGAACUGCAGUCAGGAGUGCAGCGAGCUGGGCCAUUCAGACGCCUGCUGGAUGCCGGGGCAGCCAUCGCCCGUCCGGAAGAGCCGCAACCCUCCCAAGCUCUCCACCUUCGUGCCUUAUCAGGAGAGAGGGAGCCUGGGCCGGCUGGCCAACGGGAACGCCCCCCGGCUGGGCGUGGACGAGCCCCGGCCCCGCCUUCCCCCCUCCCGCAGUGCCUACUCCAGCAGUGACCACGUCCCCAGUGACCACGCCCCACUUGAGGAGGUGCCUCUGAGCGUCACCUCCGAGUUCCCGCCCACCAGCCCCACCUCCAACCACGCCUCCAAAAGGGAAAUUUACCUGUGAGCUUAUCCACGGCCCUACCGACUGACACACAGCUGAAAGAAGGCGCAGAGACGAGACGAAGGCGUCCACGAAGAGGCAUCGGAACCACGUUGACCAGACGUAACGCCACUUGAAUAGCGAAUCCAGGCUAUAAGUGAACAACAAAAGUGUGAUAGAUUUGUACAUUUAUUUAUAUUUCUAUUUAUUUAUGCACUCAUGAAUUCAUCUAUUUAUUACUUUGAUCUGCUUUUCGGUUCCUUGAAAUGCAUUCGUUCUACAUCCUACCACGAACCAUGAAAAAAAACAAAACAAACAAAAAAAAAAAACAGCUUCGACGUGACUGGCUUUAGCUUCGUUAGCCUGUGGAAUGUUUACUGGAUCUUUUAAACAGUGUGACCUGUGCUGUAGUGCCAUAAGCCGGAAGCUUCUACUAGAGUCUCCGCUACUUGUGUGUAUCGGAUCUCCUCCUCCAGACGGAGCGAUCUUAGUACAUGUACAGCGUUGUAAAUACAUUUGUAUGGUGUGUAUAUAUAAACCCAACUACCAGGCUCGAUCUGAGAUCAAAAAAAAAAGGAAAAAAAAAAAAAAACUUCAUAAUGAAUGAACCAGCCUGAGGAAGAUAUGUCGGUGGUGCUGCUGCCACCGUCGGAGGUUCUCUGAGCUUCAGAAGAUGGAGGGAGGGAUGAGGGAGGGUGGGAAAACCUCCUGAUGAACUCACACACCCUCAAACGUCGUCGCGUCUCUGAACUUUACAUGCAGCUGUGUGGCCUGAGACCUGCUGGCAUGUGGUGUUGAGAAACUAGCUGUGUCCCAGUUGCGUACCGAGCACUUGCUCCGGUUUGUGAGUGUUCCGUCGCUCAUGUUUCAAAGCCUUGUGACUUCCUUUUUCUUGUUUAUUGGAAAACGCCAGCUGCCCUUUAUAUUGUAUACGUUUCAUAAUGAAUGGACCAAAAGAAGUGGCUCAGUGUUACUUGGAAUAACAUCUCUUACAUAAACAGAAAUCAGCAUUAAGAACAUUUGGUAACUUGAACCUUGCUACAUAACCAUGGAAGAACAUGUCAUGACAGAUUAUGUCCAGUUCUACAGCAUAUUACCAUUACCAUUACUUCUGCGUCUAGCUGGGCUUCCAUUCAGCCGCUUUACAAAUAUUAUGGACGUUUAUGAGAUUUCAUCAGUAAAAAAUACAAAUUUUGCAAAGGAACUUUAGGCGCUGUAAGCUGCCAGGAUUGGGGGCUCCAUUGAAACAAGCAACCCAGCUUUAAGGCGAAAUAUCUUUAGAGUUAUCUGCCACUUUUUUAUGACUACAUGCAGCUCAGAGACGCCGGGCAGGAUGAGCAAUGGCUCACAUAAUGAGGGCCGAAAUUUCUCUACCACCCGACGUCCACCUUGCAUCUGGGAAAACCAAUUUUUCAAACCAAACAUUGAAAUCAACAUUCAAAAAAAGCCAUUCGCCAGCUAUUCUCAAUUUUGGCUUCAUUGAUUUUCAAAAAAACUUUUUUUUUUCAAUAACCCUUUUUCACAAUUCAACUUUAUAUUGAAACAUGUUCAACAUUUUCCACUUGUCCUAGCAUAAAGACUGUUUUUGCAAUAAUUUGCUUCUUUUUUUCAAAUUUCGUGCUAUUUCAGUGUUUAUUUUUUGCUUAUUUUCAAAGUUUGCAAACAGUUGGUUGGCAGAAAACCUGUUAUAGUCUGUCACAGCAUCACACAUUACAAUAUCUCUCAUGAAAGUGAUGGCAGUGGUCUCAUAGCAACCUAUGACAUGUUCACAACAUUGUUACCAUUUUUAAGGUACAAGGUUUUGCUACGGCUGUGACGGUAUAGUACUUAUACUUUCCUCCUCGUCCAACUCUUAUUUGGUUGUUUUUUCAAAGUUCAGGCUUUUCUACCCAGCUUCAGAUUUUGCUUCCUUUCAAAAUCCUGAAAAUAUUUUUGCCAGAAAACCUGCUAGUCUGUAAUAACAUCAAACAUUAUGGCAUCUCAUAAAAAAUGAAUGGUAAUUUUCAUGCCAACUCAUGGCAACAUCUUUCAUGUGUACAGCAUUGUUAUGUAAAUAUUGUAGCAGGAUUUUUUUCUCAUUCACUUAUAAAGUUACCAUUUUUAAGGUACAAGAUUUUAGUACAAGUUUUGGCUGUGAUAGUAUAGUACCUAAGUCUUAUAUUUGAAUCUGAAGUUGAAUAUAUUGAAACAAUCCAACAAACACAAUCACAAUUGGUUAUUUUGUUGUCUGGGGUUUGAUGCUACUGCAAACUAUUGCACUAUAAUUUCUGAAAACACUGAAGUUGAGCUGUCUUACAAAUAAGCCUGUCACUUUCAUGCAAUUUUAACUGCUGUCUAAUUGCCGUAGAAAUAAUUGGGCAGUGCCCUGAAUUACUAGCUUGGUAUCUUUAGUUAGGAAACAAAAUUCUGCCACAUCUGGACAUUUAACGUUGUUGCUGGACCAUUAAUCUUAAAUACACUUUGACCUGGCUGAUAGAAACAGCUGGAGCUCAAAUAAACAAACUUUACCCACCCCUGCCUUCUAAAGGUUUUACCGCACCAUUUAGAAGUUCGAGCGUUUAUUAGGACAACUUGAGUUAAAAGUCAAUAAGUUUGGCCUUCUGCUUUACUUUAUUUCACCCAGCGCUUCUGCUUAAAUGCUUCUGGUCCUUGUGACACAGAUGUAAUUAUGUAAGUGAACAGCCGUAGAAAGUAAUUGUGGUCAGGAGAUUAUGUAAUGAUUGCUUUACCUACAGAAAACCAAAACGUAAUGAACAAUUCUUGGCAUUUUUUUUUUUCAAAGUAGGCUACAAGGUUGCAGCCUGUUAUAACAAGCUCAUUGUUGCUAUUAGCAACAUCAUUUCCCAUUAGCAGACUACACUGCAUUCAUAUUUUUGCAUUAAGCUUAGUGCACUGAAAAUCAUCACUGUCCAAAACAAGCUCAUAAACUGUAACUUUACAGUAGAAGGCAAAAAGGUUUCUCAACUUACAACUUAAGUUAAUGAUUUUAUUUAGUUCAAUUAUUCAGUGCUGGAGCGUUUCUAUUGGUUCAGUUAUUCAGUGCUGGAGCGUUUCUAUUGGUUCAGUUAUUCAGUGCUGGGGCGUUUCUAUUGGUUCAGUUAUUCAGUGCUGGGGCGUUUCUAUUGGUUCAGUUAUUCAGUGCUGGGGCUUUUCUAUUGGUUCAAUUAUAUAAUUUUGGAGCAUUUCUAUUGGUCCAAUUAUUGAAUUUUGGAGCAUUUCUAUUGGUCCAAUUAUUGAAUUUUGGAGAAUUUCUAUUGACCCUAAUUAUUAUUUUUUUUAGCAUUUCUAUUGGUCCAAUUAUUCAAUUUUGGAGCAUUUCUAUUGGUUCAGUUAUUGAAUUUUUGAGCAUUUCUAUUGGUCCAAUUAUUCAGUUUUGGAGCAUUUCUAUUGGUUCAGUUAUUGAAUUUUUGAGCAUUUCUAUUGGUCCAAUUAUUCAGUUUUGGAGCGUUUCUGUUGCUUCAGUUAUUGAAUUUUGGAGCAUUUCUAUUGGUCCAUUCAACAUAAAAUUUCCAAAAAGUACAAAGUAGAUCAAAUUAUAUAUAUAUGUUUUUUAGCAUUAUUGUUCUGUGUGCAGUUGGGACACAGUGUGUGUGUGUGUGUAUGUGUGUGUGUCUUAGGCCAUAGACGACCACAGCAGCUGAUGCUACAUGACAGCAGGCCUGUGCGUGUGCACAUGGCCAGAAAACUAAUGUACGUCUUGUGUGUUGUCACAAACUCGCUGUCACACAUUGUGUGGCGCUACCAGCACACUGUCACAUAGCCAGCCCAGCACACACGCGCGCGUGUGUGUGGGCAUGGUAGCGUGUGCGGCUGUCGACCCGCCGUCGGGUGUGUGUUUGGCACUGUGAACCCUUUCCUUCUUGGCGGACCUCACACAGCGCAGUGGCUUAACUCCAUGCAGCAGGCUAAGCCUCUCUCGCUGAGCUGCUAGCCUGCUGUUCCUUUAGAACAGGGCUGAGCUGAAAAGGCAUUUCUUUCGGAAAAACUACUUUCGCAGAGAUCUGUCGCACGACUCCCCGUUGCAUCAGGGAGCGCUAAGUGUUUCUGAGGGAAUCGCUGGAUGGUCUGCAGAUAUAGCCCCCUCUCAUGGAGCCAGAGACAUCUUCACGAAGAACCGACCAUGGCUAGAUCCAACAGAGGUGUUUAGGUCACACUUUAUUUCGGUGGUUAGCUGUAAAUGCUCAAAUAGUUCGCUGUUGUUCUCUGACUGGUUGAUAUAAUUAGUGUUAGAGGUGGAAGAAGUACCAUCCUUUCACUGAACUCUUGGCACAAUACUACUUGAGUAAAAAUACAAGUAUUCUACUUGAGUAGAAUUGCAAAUCAAAUGUAGAAGCACUUUGAGUUAUUUUGAUGAAUAAGUUGUUCAUCCCAGGCUUUUUACAUAGGAUUAUUAAUCAGUAACUACAGGAGCUAAAUGCCAGCCUGUUGAGCUACUCUUAGGCUAUAGAAGUGUGUAAUAAAACUUUGGGCCCAUCAGUGGACCAUAGCCAUUUAAGGGAUUAGGUCUGAUUAGUCCAUGAGCUUUAAGUUUCAGACAGAGUUUAAAUUAUACCAGAAUAUUUUCUGGAACCUACCAGAUCCAUCAUUGUUCCAGGUAUUAGGGUUAAUCCCUGUCUGGGAAACCAGCACUAAAGUACAUUCACAAGCAUGUAUUUUUGUAUUUUUUACUCAAGUAGAAAUACAGCUUGAUAUUUUUACUUUUACUUGAGUAUUAUUUUAUUGAGUACUCAAUACCUACAGUACUUCAGGAUUAGAACUAUGAUCAUUUCUAUGUUUUGGGUUGACAUUAAGGUUAGAAUGAGUGUUAAAUUUAGGGCUGGUUUCCCAGUCUAGUCCAGGGCUACACUGUAGUCCAUGGGCUUAAUUCCUGUCUCUUAGGGUUUGGAUAAGGUUUAAUUUGUGCCAGAACAUUCUGGAACCUUCCGGAUCCGUCGUUGUUCCAGAACUUAAUCAUUUACAAAUUGAGCUCCUUUUUUGGGAAAAUAAAUCUAGUUGAGCAUCAGUUUAAGUUGAGCAUCUACAGUGGAUCACCGGAACGAAGCGUUACCGAAUUUUGCUAGCCUUUUCUUACUUACGCGGUCAUAACGGCCACCCCCUCUUGUUCUGAAACCUGCGUAGGUAUAAAGAACACUUUCUCAAUGCCUUAAAGCGGUUGUACUUAACAAUCAUAAUCGACGAAUUCGAUUGAUAAUCCCGUCUGGCCUCGCGAGCAUGUCGACUGUGCAUGUACUUUCAAGUCAGGAAUGACUAAGGUCCCAAAAGAUGAAAUUCCCUCAUUUCUACAUUUACGUUCUUUUGAUGGUCAUUGCUUCCCAACGUCCAGCUCUCCAUGGUGUAUUUCCUUCCAGUGAAGUGGUUCCUGACCAUGCUGGAUUGGCUAGCUUCACACGCUUUGCCGGACAAUGUGUCAGGAGCAAAGAGAGAUCCUUUUUUGUGGGUGGGUUUCCAGCCAUUAUGGCACUGAAGUGACAUGUUCAAGGUGCUGUAGGCUAAACUGAAAUGUAAUAGUGAGUAAUCGCCAUAGCAUCUCCAUCACUAUACAGCACCUAUCCUCACCCCGAGGGGUGUAUACGUGCGACGGGGUGAGCUGGGAGUAGCUGCAGUGGCCAUUUUGCUAAUUAGAGCGCCCGCAGAAAGCACAGAGCUGGGAGAGGUUUCAGCGGCGGGGCGUUUAAAGGAAACAGCGGCCCGCUUUUACCUCACCAGCGCCCCCUCCGGCGCCUUGGCGGAGAAUAAUUAAAGCCGAAACAUAUGGAAAUCGCUGGACACGACUGUGAUUAAAUAAGGCGAACGAUUGCACUCGCCUUGAGGAGAAAAAGCACAUUAUGCUGUUUUCAAAGCCAUUUAGCGACUGUGAUGAAAAAAAGGGAAAAAAAUUCCAACGAGAGUCAUGAUCCAGUGUAAUUAGCCCUUCUCGCUCUCUACUCUCUUCACCACUCCACUCUGCCCAUCUCCGCCAUGGCUAAGCGCGAGUUCACUGACCUGGACUUAACUCGGUUAAGGAUAGAGAUGACCACUGCACCGUCCACUCACUAGGUUUAACCUACCGAAGCAGGGUUUGACCCCACUACACUGUAAUCCCAGCCUGUGUCAAAAAAAAAAAAAGGAAAAAAAAAAGAAGAAAGCUUUGAAGUUGAAUCGCCGGAUUUGAUUCCCUUUUUCGGCGACGUAGUCUCGACACAGCUGGUUUCGAGCUCCGCACUGUAACCCGAACUCGAGACGAGUCAUCCAACGCCUUUUCGGAAUCACUCGCUUCGACUGGUUCUCAGAGGGCAGAAUGUGAUCAACUUUUGUCGUUUUUU
Molecule: messenger RNA, 10390 nt
Organism: Pygocentrus nattereri (red-bellied piranha)
Lineage: Eukaryota; Metazoa; Chordata; Actinopteri; Characiformes; Serrasalmidae
Gene: pcdh1a
Product: protocadherin 1a
Exons: 5
Coding region: 537-4112 (1191 amino acids)
Biological process (GO): homophilic cell-cell adhesion
Cellular component (GO): plasma membrane
Molecular function (GO): calcium ion binding
Source: RefSeq, a predicted model, not a curated record